Messenger RNA from Rhinocladiella mackenziei CBS 650.93, 3030 nucleotides. RefSeq lists its product as uncharacterized. The coding region runs from base 1 to 3030 and encodes 1009 amino acids. Gene Ontology annotation, cellular component: membrane. NCBI's taxonomy places the organism in Eukaryota, Fungi, Ascomycota, Eurotiomycetes, Chaetothyriales, Herpotrichiellaceae. The transcript has 10 exons. The record is from RefSeq and is a predicted model, not a curated record. Gene Ontology annotation, biological process: transmembrane transport; carbohydrate metabolic process. Gene Ontology annotation, molecular function: transmembrane transporter activity.
AUGGAGAAUCACGUCGAUGAAAUCAAACCCAAGGCUGAAAUCGAGGAGUAUAUUGAAGAUGGCCAAUCAAGGAAUGAUGUUGAAUUCAAGAAAAAAGAAGCCCAAUUGAGGCGGAAACUUGAUCUUUACAUUGCUCCAGUGAUGAUGCUACUCAUGCUCAUCAGCUAUCUUGACAGAGGCAAUAUCGGAUUUGCUGCCACACAAGGGAUGUCAGACGACAUUGGUCUGAAAGGAAACCAGCUCAAUACUGCUGUUUCCAUCUUCUACAUCUUCUACGUCUUGGCGGAAUUCCCUACCUCGAUCUUUGUCAAACGUCUCCAGUUCAACAGGGUAAUUCCCGUCAUUACCUUUUGCUGGGGUCUUGUUUGCCUAUGUAUGGGAUUCAUACAAAAUUUUGCUGGACUUUGUGUCUGUCGACUUUUGCUCGGAUUCUUUGAAGGUUGUCUUUUUCCUUCUAUGACUCUUCUGCUGGCCAAUUGGUACAAGCGUGAAGAGUUGGCUCAAAGGAUAUCUUAUCUCUUCAUUGCAUCUGCUCUCUCCGGUGCCUUUGGCGGUCUCAUUGCGUUCGGUAUACUCUACAUGGAUGGAGUGGCUGACUACCCUGGGUGGAGAUGGCUUUACAUUUUGGAAGGACUAAUCACGCUUGUCUGGGCUGCGAUGUGUGUCUUUCUCGUCCCCAAAAACUACCAAACGGCCUACUUUCUAGACGAUAAAGACAAGAAGAUCAUGGCGGUUCGCGCCGAGAUGUCCGAGUCCUACUCUGGUGGUGACGGUCACUACAAGAUGAAAGAUGUCAAACUUGCCUGGAAAGAUAUCAAAACUUGGCUCCACGGCUUCAGUCAGAUUGCCGUCGUCACAAUUCUCUACGGUUUCGGUACAUUUUUGCCCAUCAUUUUGAAGAACGGCUUCAAUUAUUCCACCAAACAAGCUCAGUAUCUGGUCAUCCCAGUCAACCUCUGGGGUGCCAUUGUGUACGCUGUUGGAGCUGUGAUCUCCGACAAAUAUCACAAGCGCUUCAUGGUGAUGGUUGUUUGUGCCCCGAUUGGUAUUGCCGGCUAUGCCAUCCUCCUCACGACUGUACCUGUCGGUGUCCAAUAUUUUGCGACAUAUCUCAUCGCUACGGCUUGUUUCCUCUGCACUGGAGGCAACAUUGCCUGGUUGUCUGGGAAUGUUGCCCCUGACGGGAAAAGAGCUGCAAGUUUGGGGACCCAAUUGACUCUUACCAACAUUGGAGGGAUCAUUUCCGGACAGAUUUAUGCUUCAAACUCUGCUCCAGAAUUCACGCUGGGCCAUUCCUGGUCGCUGGGAAGCUUGUCGUUUGCCUUCAUUGUAUUCAACAUUCUGAGAAUCAUCUACAAGAGAAGGGAGGCCUGGAAAGAAAGAGCCCGAGCAGAAGGAAUUGUGGUCCCGCCCGAGGAAUUCACAGAUCAUGCAAAUCCUCCCCUCGAAAACAAAACUCUCUUCCAGUCAUUUGAGUGGUAUCUCCCCGCUCCAUCCACCACCCACUCCCACCCGAGCUCAAGUCAUUAUUCUCUUCUCACCAUACUGCUCCCGCACCUCUCUGCCCUUGGCAUCUCACAUAUCUGGUUACCACCCGGUUGCAAAGCUACCUCAGUCCAUGACAAUGGGUAUGGAAUCUACGACCUGUGGGAUCUAGGGGAAUUUGACGCGAAGAAAAACGGCAAGGGAGUCCGCACAAAAUGGGGAAGUAGAGAAGAGCUGGAGGAGUUCUGCGCGAAAGCCAGGGAGUAUGGCAUUGGCGUUUUGUGGGAUGCGGUACUGAAUCACAAGGCCGCCGCCGAUGGGAAAGAAGCAAGCUGGGGGGUCAAGGUCGAUUCCAAUGACCGAACUAAACACAUCUCCAAACCCUACGAACUCGAGACAUGGACGAAAUUCACUUUCCCCGGUCGCGGAACAAAACACUCUGAAAUGAAGUAUGACUGGACUCAUUUCUCAGGUGUAGACUAUGACUCUCGCAAGAAAGAGCAUGGCGUGUUCAAGUUCGUGGGCCAUGGGAAGCGGAGCGAGUGGGCUAGCGAUGUUAGCAAGGAACUUGGGAAUUAUGAUUAUUUAAUGUUCGCAGAUCUUGAUCAUUCGCAUCCGUCCGUCAGAUCGGAUAUAUUGCGCUGGGGAUCUUGGAUAUCAUCUACGCUGAAUCUAAGCGGCAUGCGCCUGGAUGCGAUAAAACACUACUCGCUCUCCUUUUUGGCCGACUUUCUCUCCCAUCUUGAUGCGAAUGCGCCGAAAGGCAAAGAGAUGUUCUUUGUCGGUGAAUAUUGGGAUACCGACUCGGAAACGCUGGAGAGGAUCAUCAAGCAAUUUCAUGGAAGGUUGAAUCUGUUCGAUGUCCAGUUGGUGUAUACCUUCUGUGAUUUCUCAAAGGAUCGAAAGUGGGACUUGAGGACAGUAUUUGAUGGCUCUCUGGUUCAGAAGAAUCCUGCUCAUGCUGUGACUUUUGUGGCAAAUCAUGAUACGCAAGAAACUCAGUCUCUGGCCGCUCCAGUUGACGAGUGGUUCAUCCCGCUAGCAUACUGUCUAAUUCUUCUCCGAGACAAUGGUGGAACCCCUUGCGUCUUUUGGGGUGACAUUUUUGGCAAUCACGGGCCCCGACCACGACUCCCAGCUUGUGGAGGAAAACUCGCACGUCUGAUUGCGGCAAGGAAGCAUUUCGCGUAUGGUCCGCAGAGAGAUUACCUUGACGAGGAAGACUGCAUCGGCUGGACGAGGCUGGGCCGCAAAUCUAAAUCGAGCGGGGCCGGCCUUGCUGUCAUCUUGACAAACAGCUGGGAUCGCAAGUAUAAGAAGAUGUUUGUGGGACAUAGACACGCCGGGGAGAAGUGGAGGGAUGUGUUGGGUUGGGAAGAUAGGGAAGUUACCAUUGACUCUCGAGGAUUUGGAAUUUUUCCCGUCGGUCAUCGCUCUGCUGGCGUCUGGACUGACGAGAAGUCUCCCGAUUUCGAGAAGGUCAGUACUUUUACUUUUCCGAGAAUGGGAAAUACUGCGUCGCGUGUCCCGAGCUCGUCUGGAUGA